Gigantopelta aegis is the source of this 3976-nucleotide messenger RNA. Its product is annotated as protein toll-like. Lineage: Eukaryota; Metazoa; Mollusca; Gastropoda; Neomphalida; Peltospiridae. The record is from RefSeq and is a predicted model, not a curated record. Gene Ontology annotation, biological process: immune response; inflammatory response; toll-like receptor signaling pathway. The transcript has a single exon. Gene Ontology annotation, molecular function: protein binding; transmembrane signaling receptor activity. Bases 1180 to 3225 code for a protein of 681 amino acids. Gene Ontology annotation, cellular component: membrane.
UAUUUUUUUUAUUUAUAACAACAAACAGAAAUACAAGUUACUAAAUGGAAUCACUUUUGUUUUCAGUGAUAGCAGUAGGACUAGAGGACAGAAUUUGUGAUGAUCAAAAGUGACCAUAAAUUAAAUACAUACAGAUCACUAUCGCUGGAAACAUAAAUAUUCUGGAUUAAAGUGACAUGUCCCUCCCCAAACAGAUGGUUACAUUGGUUAUGCUGGUAUCUAUUCCAUCGUGUUCGUUAUCGCGUGAUUUCACCGAUGUUAGAAAGAGAUUCGAUUCCGUGACAUCAGCGUCAAUGCAUCUUUCUGGUUUGACAGAUCCAAAUAUAUCCAUGCCAGGCCCAGCCAAGGCAAUAACUACAUAUCAGCACGAUGUUUUGAGCACUGGCGGUCAAAUGAGUGUUAAAUUCAAAAGUGGAAGUGGUCUUCCUCAAAGCAUAUCUGAGUCCGAGUUGGUUACAAGACCAACCACAACGAGCAGAACUAUAGGUCCUCAAAGUAGAAACGAGUCACCAUCAACCACAACGAGCAGAACUAUAGGUCCUCGAAGUAGAAACGAGUCACCAUCAACCACAACGAGCAGAACUAUAGGUCCUCAAAGCAGAAACGAGUCACCAUCAACCACAACGAGCAGUCCUAUAGGUCCUCAAAGUAGAAACGAGUCAUUACUACCAGAUGUUACUGUAACAGGAAAGAAUGUAUCGAAUCAAACCAUACCUUGCCCUCGUUUGUGUAUAUGCAAUCAAAUAUCUGCUUGGGAAAAAUUUGUUCGAGCAAAUAUGAGAUUAAUGAAUCGAACAAUAACGGACAAAUAUUCGUGGCAGGAAAUAGGUGAGAUGAUUGUACGACAAAAACGGAUACGAAAUCUAUCAGUUAUUGAAACUUGGAAGAGGGAUCUGUUUAAGGAAGUUGCGUGUCAUGUUGGUGAAGACCAACAGCUGUCUGUGGAUUUAGACUUUAGAAAUCAAGCUAUGGGCACUGAUGCUGGACAUUUCAACAUUAGUUUUAUUUGCUCAAAUGGCGGGGUAAUAGUAGUAAGCAAGCUGGAUGCAUUUUUGGAAUCUGGCUUUGUUUUCCUUGUCAACUGUUCCGUGAGAACGGCUGGUUAUCUUGAGAGUAGCAGGUCCUUGGUAAAGCUGGCAAGCGUGACUGUCGAUAACUCGACUCUUCAGUGGCUCAGCAAUGUUACCAUUUCUAACACAAAAUGGCUCACCACUUAUGUGUAUCUACAACACACCACUGACCGGAUACCCGAGAAUUAUUGAUCGGACAAACGGGCAACUUAAAAGCGUUUAUUUUAAAUACAAUAACAUGAUGGAUACGAACUGUUCGUUCUCCGUGGGGUCAGAGAUGACUCUUACCACAAUAGAAAUCACGAAUAAUAAUUUGAGAGAACUCCCCGCGUGUUUACUGACGUCAGCCUUGACGUCACUGACUCUAUCAAAUAACAGACUGGAAAACAUAUCAGCGCUUCUUCAUCCUCGACUUGUUCCUGCGACCAAUCUAUCAGACUUGUGGUUGGAUCAUAACUUUAUAACAAAUAUCGGAAUGUUUUCUUAUAUGAAAUUAACCAUUUUAGACCUUUCUCACAACAAAAUACAACAUCUAAAUAAACUGACGUUUAAUCGUUUGCCCGAAUUAACGUAUUUGGACUUGAGUUGGAACAGGCUUACUAUCAUUCCUGCUGGAACAUUCAAAGCGUUCUUCUUUUUACAGUUCCUGAACGUAAGUCACAACCUGAUUAGAGAGUUUUCGUAUCUGCAGAGCACCUUGUCACCUGCAGAUAUCAACAUCCACCACAACCAGCUGAUGUACCCUCCCUUCUACCGCGAGGGUUAUAAUAUCGUGACAGCACAUACCAUAAAAGCAGAAGACAACCCGUACCAAUGUGACUGUAAAGCGGAGCUAUUUAAAAAGCGUAUAGGCCUACUUUACUCCAAGUCGAACACUAAAUACAAAAUACAAUUUAAACAUCUCGAUAAAUACUUGUGUUUCAGUCCCAAGUCUUUGCAUAAUCAAACACUUUUAAGUCUAAACUUUUCUGACGUCUGUCCGGUUGUUACAGACUGUCCAGCAAGCUGCGAGUGUUCGUUUAAUAAAACUACCAACGUGACGGAAGUACGAUGCAGUAGUCUGAAUAUGACGUCACUUCCGGCAACUGUACCAGAAGGAAAAGUGGUACUAUUAUUUAGUGGAAAUGGUAUCCACAACGUAUCGACGCGAGGGUAUUUCACAAGAGCUGAAAAGCUAAAUCUUUCUAGGAACGAUCUAGAGCAACUGAAUUCGCCUGUGUGCGAGUUAUGGAAACAUCUGCAAAUUGUAGACAUUUCAGUUAACAAAAUCAGAUAUCUUCCAAAAUGUUUUGAAACAUUUAAUCUGUCGGCAAUGGCACUACACGUGUAUGGCAACCCAUGGACGUGUGAUUGUACAUCACUGUGGAUGCUAUCAUGGUUUAAAAGAAACAAGCAGCAUAUACCAGAAUAUGAGAGAAUGGCAUGUGGUAACUCAGAAUUUCUAGGAAUCCCGUUGAAUAGCUUUGUGGCGUCUGAACUGGACUGUGAUCCCAGUUCGUACUUACACAUAGCUAUCCCUCUUGGAUUCCUAGCAUUAUUCGCCAUAGUUCUAAUACCACUCGCUUACAAAUUCCGAUUCCAAACACAAGUUUUCAUCCAUGCACAAUUUCACGCCAGACCGUUUGACAGAAGGAAAUUGGAAAAUGCUGAAUAUGUCUAUGAAGUAUUUCUAUCUUAUCAUUCACAGAACGAAGCCUGGGUUGUCCACACAUUGAUGCCAAGACUAGAAACAGGAGAUCGUCCAUACCGUGCGUGCGUUCAUUACAGAGACUUCGAAGUUGGGGCAGCAGUAGCCGACAACAUAGUAAACGCUGUACAGAAAAGUCAGUGUACGGUGGUGAUUCUAUCCAAAGACUACAUCGCCAGUGAAUGGUGUGUGUUUGAAUUUCAAAAGGCGCACCACGAGGUUCUAAAGGACGGGGCACGUAAGCUUGUGGUCAUCCUCAUGGAAGAUAUCCCAAUGGAGGAUACAUUUCCUGAACUGAAAGUUUAUCUGAAACGAAAUACAUAUCUUCGUCUGGACGAUAGAUGGUUUUGGCAAAAACUGUUCUUCUGUCUCCCGGAUCCCUUGAAUGACAAUGUCAAUCGGAACCAGCGGCAGGUCGGGAAGGGUUUUGAUAAUCAUCACAUGCACGAGAUGGACGAUCUCCAAUAAGUCAUGAACGGAGAAUCAUCGCAUGCACGAGAUUAACGAUCUCCAAUAAGUCAUGCAAUGUACUGAGAAUUAUCGCAUCCACGAGAUGGGCGAUCUCCAAUAAGACAUGCACUGAGAAUCAUCGCAUCCACGCGAUGGGCGAUCUCCAAUAAGUCAUGCACUGAGAGUCAUCGCAUCCACGCGAUGGGCGAUCUCCAAUAAAUCAUGAACUGAGAAUCAUCGCAUCCACGAGAUGGACGAUCUCCAAUAAAUCAUGAACUGAGAAUCAUCGCAUCCACGAGAUUAACGAUCUUUAAUAAGUCAUACAAUGUACUGAGAAUUAUCGCAUCCAUGAGAUGGACGAUCUCCAAGAAAUCAUGCAAUGUACAUCUUUAAAUUUACAUGUGCAAACUGGUACAACAUUUAGAAAAGUAUCUUUUUGUGUACCUUAUGGACAAAACGAACUUUUUAAACUACCAAUGAAUGUUCAUUUAUGUUAGGACCAUACUUAAUGGUGUCCAGGGGCCAGUACCUCUACCCCCUCCAUGUGCCAGAGCUUUUGUCAGCUUGCAGAAUAUCCCAUGUUAUUCUAGUUAUUUUAUGUUUAUUAUAGUCAUGUACAUAUUCUGUUCAAAUGUUUGAAAGGUACAAAAGUAUAUGGGUUUUUUUGUUGUGGUUUGUUUGUUUUUGUUUGUUUGUUGUUGGGUUGGGUUUGGGUUUUUUUUGUUUGUUUGUUUUUGUUUGUUUUUGUGGUUUGUUUGUUUUUGUGUUU